AUGCUUGCGCUGCAUACAGCUAAAGCAAUAAGAAUAGACACAACAGAGAUCCGGAAUGAUACAUCAGCUAUAAAGGAUAGUACGGCUCAAAUUCUAGAAGAGAUCAGUCAACUCCAGGCACGGCUACCAAAUCGAGAUGACUAUAUCCUGCAGAGCUUUUUGGAAGACAUGACGACAUACACGGAGAACGCCUUAGACGGAGCAUCUAUUGAUUGGAGAAGUUCUAGUACACGGGCCCCAUCUCCUAUUAUUGAAAUCGAAGAAGGUGCAGGCUCUGCUCACAUUUCCGAUUCGGAUUUUCCUGUUAUUGAAAUCGAAGAAGGUACGGGCUCUGCUCACAUUUCAGAUUCGGACUUUUCCACGGAUUUCGCGUCGUUCAAUGUUCACAAGAAUCAUUCUGAGUAUCGAGUGGCCGAAAAAGACGGACUUUCGGUGUGGGAGUGCAUCACAAACGUGGAAACUUACUAUACGGGGAUGGAGGGAGAAUGGCAAGACAUAUGCUUGAGACGACGGCGCCGAGCAGCAGUCAUGACAGAGCAACGUCCCCCAUCCCCGUCUACAGUACCUUCAGAAUUCUUUGAUGCCUUUAGUCUGAGUUUUGAUUGGGGUAUGCCACAGGACGGACCAGACCCUUUUGCUGACGAGUCCGACGUUGAAUCUUGCACGACUCGUUUUACGGCAUUGACGUUCCCCGGACGUGAAUUCGCCUUUCAGGACAUUCUUCGGCCCAGCCGCUUCCAACCACCCAGACGGAUCAAGAUCGCAUUCUAUAUCCCUGUGGAUCGCUUUACGUUGCCUGGUGAAUUCAAAUCUCGGUGGAACUUCAUUUCCCAUUCUGUUUCAGCACUCGCACAGCAGGUUGUAUCUCCUUGGCAAAACAUUGUUAUUAUCAUCGAGGGGCCUCCCAGGUGGCUUGGGGAUGAUCCUGUCUGUAUGCUCCUUAGGGAAUUGGGUAUCCUGUUCGAAUCGGAUCAGUCGAUCGAUUAUGUUGGCCGUGUCUCGGUGUAUCCGCCUUAUCACAUGGAACGUGAUAAGAUUUUUGAGCGACCGAUCCUUGGGACCAUAUAUGAGGUAGUAGCAGUAGCACCACAUCAGCAUCGAGACGACCCAGCCCGUUAUAAUCUCCAGUACUACGAUAACUGGGCCGCAGCUCAACUCAAAGCAUGA
Fusarium subglutinans is the source of this 1167-nucleotide messenger RNA. RefSeq lists its product as uncharacterized. Bases 1 to 1167 code for a protein of 388 amino acids. The transcript has 4 exons. The record is from RefSeq and is a predicted model, not a curated record. Lineage: Eukaryota; Fungi; Ascomycota; Sordariomycetes; Hypocreales; Nectriaceae.